AUGCUAAAACGUCUACCAUCAAACCAAAACACAAGCGAGCAGAUCACUUCCGCUACUUCUGGAGGUUUCGGAUUACCUUCUUUCAAACCUUUCCGUCCUCCUUCCGCCCUCGUCUCAAAGAGAAUCUCUGCUAUCCCAUCUAGAAAACGAAAAAACGUAUCGUACAAAGGUCAAGAUGGAGCUAGUGACGGAGAGAGUGAUACAGAGGGUAAAGAGAAUAAGAAGAGUAAAUAUGCCAUGGGGAAUAAAGAGUAUGGUGAGGAUGGAGUGUUGGGAGGUAUGGGAAAAUUGUGUAAUCGAAAAUUCCCAGUGUUCAAGACCAAGGAGAAGACAACUGUCUUCUCAAGGACCUUCUCCAUACCCAUCAUGACAAACCCUAAAACCUCUCAAGCAAUAGUUCAUCCCUUAUCCAACGCCGCUUUGGGAGCUCGGUUACAACCUAUCAUGCCUCCUAAACCACUACACGACCCAAUGGCAGACCACGCUAUCGUCUUAUACGACCCCACGAUUGACGAUCGACCGGGUCCAUCGGAGAUCGGAGCUUUGAAAAGUGAUGAGGAGAAAGCGAGGUUACAAGCUCAGGCUAGUGGACCACAUAAGAGUUUGAGAGUCAUUUUGGGAAUACAAGAUCCUAAGAAAAAGUCAGAAGUCAAAGUUCCAGUGGUGAUAGAUCCUGCAUUAUCAAAGAUUUUAAGACCACAUCAGAUCGAAGGUGUUAAAUUUCUCUACAGAUGUACAACUGGUCUUAUGGCUGAAGGUGCUUGGGGAUGUAUCAUGGCCGAUGAAAUGGGUCUAGGAAAGACAUUACAAUGUAUAGCACUCAUGUGGACUUUAUUGAAACAAUCCCCAACAUCAGGUAAGGGAACAUGCGAAAAGACCAUUGUGGUUUGUCCUACUUCCUUAGUUGGUAAUUGGGCGAAUGAACUCAUCAAAUGGUUAGGACCAGGAGCGAUCAACCCGUUGGUUUUGGACGGUAAAGGUGGGAAACCUGAAAUGAUACCCGCUGUUCGGAGAUGGAUUCAGGCGACAGGUAGGGGUGUCACUCAACCGGUCUUGAUUGCUUCGUAUGAGAACUUGAGGACCUUGCAAGAGGAAUUCGGUAAUGCUCCGAUUGGGUUGUUAUUAGCGGACGAGGGGCAUAGAUUGAAAAAUGCCGACACUCUCACUUUCCAAGCCCUCACUCAACUAAACGUCCAACGUCGAGUCAUCUUGACAGGUACACCUAUCCAAAACGACCUCUCUGAAUAUUUCGCCUUACUCAACUUUGCGAAUCCUGAAUAUCUCGGUUCCCGGCUUGAUUUCAAGAAAAACUUCGAAGCUAAGAUCUUGCGCGGGAGAGAUGCGGAUGCGUCAGAGAAAGAGAGGGAAGAAUGUGAUGCAAAAUUGAAAGAGUUAGGAGGGUUGGUAAGUAAGUUUAUCAUAAGAAGGACGAAUGAUUUAUUGUCAAAAUAUUUACCUGUAAAAUACGAGCACGUAGUUUUCUGUCGACCUUCCAAACUACAAGUCGAUCUCUACAACCUUUUCGUAACUUCCAAAGAUGUCCAACGAUUACUCAGGGGAAAAGAUUCUCAACCACUCAAAGCCAUUGGAUUAUUGAGGAAAUUGGUCAAUCAUCCUGAUCUCUUACGACUUCCAGAGGAUUUACCAGGUAGUGAGAAAUUCCUUCCAGAAGGUUAUGGGAAAGUUGGGAGGGAAAGAGGUGUAAAUUGUGAAUUAUCGGGAAAGUUUGUGGUUCUUGAGAGGAUGUUACAUCAUAUUCACACUCAAACAAAUGAUAAGAUCGUCUUGAUUAGUAAUACCACCCAGACUCUUGAUUUAAUGGAAAGAUUAUGUCGUUUGAAAAAAUACGGUUGCGUCCGUCUUGACGGAAGUAUGAGUGUACCUAAACGUAAUAAAACCGUCGAACGAUUCAAUAAUCCUGAGAAUAAAGAAUUCGUUUUUCUUCUCAGUUCAAAAGCUGGUGGAUGUGGGAUAAAUUUGAUCGGUGCGAAUCGAUUGAUAUUGUUUGAUCCGGAUUGGAAUCCAGCUAGUGAUCAACAAGCUUUAGCUAGAGUUUGGCGUGAUGGUCAGAAGAAAGAAUGUUUCGUAUAUCGAUUCCAAACAACAGGUACGAUAGAAGAGAAAAUCUUUCAACGUCAAUGUCAAAAACAAAACUUAUCAGCUUGCGUAGUAGAUGAAGCAGAAGAUACGGCAAGACAUUUCACAGCAGAUGAUUUAAGACAAUUAUUCAAAUUUCAUCCUGAAACAUUGAGCGAUACGCAUGAUACUUAUAAAUGUAAACGAUGUCAAGGUUCGAAACAAAAUGUUAAAAGUAAAGUUUUGUUAUAUGGUGAUUCUAGUACUUGGAAUCAUUUAAGGAAUGAAGAUUUAGAUAAUGUACAUGAUGAUUUGUUGAGAAGUGAGAAAGGUAAGAACGAAGUUAGUUAUGUUUUUCAAUAUAUUUCUCAUUGA
Tremella mesenterica DSM 1558 is the source of this 2451-nucleotide messenger RNA. RefSeq lists its product as uncharacterized. NCBI's taxonomy places the organism in Eukaryota, Fungi, Basidiomycota, Tremellomycetes, Tremellales, Tremellaceae. Gene Ontology annotation, cellular component: nucleus. Gene Ontology annotation, biological process: reciprocal meiotic recombination; double-strand break repair via synthesis-dependent strand annealing. The transcript is spliced from 10 exons. Gene Ontology annotation, molecular function: ATP-dependent chromatin remodeler activity; DNA translocase activity; ATP binding. The coding region runs from base 1 to 2451 and encodes 816 amino acids. The record is from RefSeq and is a predicted model, not a curated record.